Molecule: messenger RNA, 1199 nt
Organism: Aaosphaeria arxii CBS 175.79
Lineage: Eukaryota; Fungi; Ascomycota; Dothideomycetes; Pleosporales
Product: arad-like aldolase/epimerase
Exons: 1
Coding region: 161-1003 (280 amino acids)
Cellular component (GO): cytoskeleton
Molecular function (GO): actin filament binding
Source: RefSeq, a predicted model, not a curated record
CACGACUGGAAGCAGAAGCCCUCUUAAUAAAUGACUUGUCACGAUUUAACAUUACCACUAGAUAAAUUCUACGUCUCUCUUCCAUAACUGAUCAUAGAGUGAUCAUCUUUGAAAUAUACACAUUUCUGGUUCUAUCAUCGUCAUCCAAUCUAAUACUACAAUGCCACCUUCCGCUACAAUGAGCCAAAUCCAAACUCAAGCGUCUGCAUCUGCACCACAAAUCAAUGGAGCUCCACUUCGUUCCAAGGAUUAUUUUGAAAAGCGCUCGGCGGAGGAGAUGCAAAAGCAUCUUAACAUUCCCCAGCGUACUCUUCAAGAAAAUCUGGCUUGCGCUUGUCGACUCAUCGCAUCCAAGCAAGAAGACGCUGGUCUUGCCGGUCAAAUCAGCGCCCGGUCGGAACGUGGAGACGGCUUCUACUGGACUCUACGAUUUGGACUGGGAUGGGAAGAAGCUCGACCUGAAGAUUUCAUCGAAGUAGAUGGGGAUCUGAAUACCGUUACCGGCCAUGGCAUGCCCAACCCUGCCACGCGCUUUCAUCUUUGGGUGUAUGCCGGUCGGCCAGACAUUCAAUCCAUCAUUCACACGCACUCGCCUUGGGUGCAAGUCAUGGCCGCCGCACAACAGCCACUUGUGGUUGCCCAGAUGGACAUGACACCGUUCUAUAAUGAUUGCGCAUUUCUCGGCGAGUGGCCUGGCGUUCCCAUUGCGGAUCAGGAGGGCGUCAUCAUCACGGAAGCGCUUGGGGACAAACACUCGAUUAUCCUUGCCAACCAUGGUAUGCUGACAGCAGGCCAGAGCGUUCAAGAGGCAACAUACCUAUGCGUCUACCUUGAAAGGGCCGCUCGCAUUCAGGUACAGGCGCGGCCGUUUGGACCUUUGAAACCUGUUGAUGCCGAUCUGGCUCGCGAGGCUGGUUCUUACCUGCGCCGGCCGAGAAUUAUGAACGCAACAUUUGAGUACUGGUAUCGACAGACCAAGAAGCCGCAGCCGUUGCCAUUUUGAUUCUUGUUUGCAUUUGCACAUUAUUGAGUUGGCAAAUUCCAGCUUGAGUGUCUGCUACGUCUUGUAAUAGAGCAAAGACUUGUCCUAUAACUUUACUGGCGCUUACAUAUACGUUGAUGCGGAUGGGAACCCAGUUGGUGUAGAAGAUGUUUUCAGUAAAAUUCAGCUUGGGAGUCGGACUAGGUUUGUGAAUAUA